Molecule: messenger RNA, 3345 nt
Organism: Elgaria multicarinata webbii
Lineage: Eukaryota; Metazoa; Chordata; Lepidosauria; Squamata; Anguidae
Gene: CCNJ
Product: cyclin J
Exons: 6
Coding region: 107-1237 (376 amino acids)
Biological process (GO): regulation of cyclin-dependent protein serine/threonine kinase activity; mitotic cell cycle phase transition
Cellular component (GO): cyclin-dependent protein kinase holoenzyme complex; nucleus; cytoplasm
Molecular function (GO): cyclin-dependent protein serine/threonine kinase regulator activity
Source: RefSeq, a predicted model, not a curated record
CUCCUGGCCCAGGGGCUGUAAAUUAGAAGUGGGGCUGCAAACUCCGGGCUUCGGUGCUGCCGCUGCCGCCGCCCCCUGCUGAUUCCCUGCUGCCUUACCCCGUCCCAUGGAGCUAGAAGGGCAGUGGUGGAAAGGACAGCUGGCUGCCGAUAUCCACCAAGCGCUUCGCUACAAGGAGCUGAAGCUUCCCUCCUAUAAAGGCCAGUCUCCCCAGUUAAAUCUGAGAAGAUACUUUGCCGACUUGAUUGCCAUUGUGAGCAAUCGCUUCAGACUCUGUCCUGCUGCCCGUCACCUCGCUGUUUAUCUACUGGACCUCUUUAUGGACCGUUACGACAUAUCCAUUCAACAGCUACAUGUGGUUGCUCUUUCCUGCUUGCUUUUAGCGAGUAAAUUUGAAGAGAAGGAAGACAGUGUGCCUAAACUUGAACAGCUAAACAGCUUGGGUUGUAUGACUAACAUGAACCUGGUACUAACUAAACAGAACUUGUUGCACAUGGAGCUGCUGUUGCUAGAAACUUUUCAGUGGAACCUCUGCCUUCCAACUGCUGCUCACUUUAUUGACUAUUAUCUCUCCAUUGCUGUUCAUGAAUCUGAUCUCCAUGAUGGAUGGCCAAUGGUUUGCUUGGAAAAAACAAAGUUGUAUAUGGCAAAAUAUGCUGACUACUUUUUGGAAGUAUCUCUGCAAGAUCAUGCAUUUUUAAAUUAUGCCCCUUCGCUAGUGGCUGCUGCGUGUGUGGCUUCCUCAAGGAUUAUCUUGCGUCUUUCUCCAACAUGGCCAGCACGAUUCCAUCGUCUUACUGCAUACUCCUGGGACUUCCUAGUGCCAUGCAUUGAACGGCUACUGGUUGCCCACGAUAAUGAUGUCAAAGAAGCCAACAAGCAAAAAGGACAACAUAGUUCUCAAGCUGCCCAGCACAGUUUAUUUCAAACAACCACUCAGCCUCCACAGCAGCACAUACCCCAGUAUGUUCAAGCACAUCAAACUCCUCUACAGUAUCAAACAGCACAACAAAACUGUCAGCAGAUUGUGUCAUCCAGUCACACGUCCGCUUACCCACUGCAGACUUGCUCAGCUGGUUUACAAGGUAGUAUUCAGGCUCGGGGUCAUAUACAGACUGCUGCUGGAAUGGCACUAGCUGUACCCAUAGAGGUGAAGCCAUGUUUAAGUGUUUCCUACAAUAGAAGCUAUCAGAUUGCUGGACGUUAUCCUUGUAUUACUCCCUGCUUUGAGAGGUGAUCACUGUAGCAGAACCUAUAUCUUACCAGUGUCAAAUAACACAGAGGGCAAUAAUCAUUGAUCCUCUUAACAAAAGGGAAAUGGCUGAAUACCAUUUUUUUUCAAAAGGUAGCUCAAUUGCAUAACUUGCAAACAUGAGAACAUACCUACUAACAGGGUGUUAUGAUUUCAGAAUGAUGGGGGUGGGAAUACUUCUGGCACAUGGAAGUUCUACGUGUUCAACUUAAACUUACCCUUAAAACUCAUGAGAGCUAGCUGCACUGACUUCAAGUUUGUCUUCCCAUGAAGAGGAAGAGACCACUGCUUCUACACACCUCCAUGCAGUAUUGAUUAAGACACUAAAGCAUUAAAGUCCACCAAGUGCCGUGGUUUCCUAAAAGAUGGCAAGCCAUUUGGGAGAGAAGAGAGAGCGUCUUCAUUUAAUCAGCAGCUCAAUUCUCCAACCGUGGCUACAGAUGAGGUUUUGUGUUAUAAUGUUGUUGGUUUAACAUUUUUAUAUGUCUUUUACUUUAAAGUACUUUUGUCUUUACUGAAACCCUUUAGAGGUAAAUUGUUGUACUAACUCAGGGAAUCAAAAACUACUGUGAUAUUCAUGUAAAUCGUUUCAGGAGUUAUCUUGGGUUCUCUUGCUCAGGGUAACUGCAGUAGCAAAUACCAAAGGGAGUUCAGAUACUCAUCCAGACUACUCCCUUAAUCCAAAAAUGAUCUUUCUAAUGAAACUGGAAAGAAUAAGAAUGCUAUCUUUAAAUGAAGCACAUUUCUAUCUUGGCUGAUGAAGUAUUAUUUGUGAUUUACCACAGGUGCAACCAACUAUGUCCAAAAUGUUCUAACGUUUUCAUUGUAUAAAUUCCCACUUCUAGCAUUGGGCGUGGGGUAAUAUUUAAUGCUUACAAGAAUACAGCCUUGUACAUGAUAUCUGCCAAAUGCAUGGGAAAUGCAAGUUAUCAGGUGCUACCUGGGCAGCUAUAUUUCCUAUUUCUACUAUUGUAUUAGUAGUGACUCAGAUACCUUUCUGGUGUGACCUAGGCAUGCAUGCUAAGGCUGCUAAUUACACAACUAUCAGAAAUGUGAUUGUCCCUAGCUGUUUGAAAUUCCUAUGUUCGGCUCCUAUCAGAAGCAGAAUUACUUGACUGGAGAAGAUAAAUCGGUGGUGAUGAACUCCUAUGAGAAUCUUCUCUAGCUUACAAAAUUAAGGAGUUAAUUUCCUAUCUGAUGUAGAUAUGAAAAGAAACCCAUGGGGGUUGGAAGUAUAGGGUAGUGCCUGCAUCCUGAGGUCUGGGAAUGGGAAAUGGUGGAAAACAUGAAUAUAGAAGUUAAUGACACUGACUUAACCCAGGGAAGAAGGGAUCAUCCUAAAACACUUAACAUUUUGAGAAAAAUAGCAUUGAUUUAAAUGGCUCUUCAAGAGCUGAACAUGCUGCAAGAAAAUAUUCUUUAAUUUAGGGGAGAAGCAAUCCUCUGUAGUGAUAAUUAUUUUAUACCGUAAUAUAUUUUCAGAGUAUUUCUUUAACGGAAAUGGCAAUUCGAGAGAAGUAAAACAUUUUGGAGACAUCUUUUAUAUCCUAGGUAAUGUCCUUGCCACUUCUUUCAUAAACCCAUUUUAGUGUUACCUUGUUUUCCCUUACAUGUCUUCCUUGACAGGAAAAAAAAGAUAGGAGUAAGGCAGUCUUGCUAUAUGGUGUAAUUUCUGAUGGCUUCAUUUUAUGGGGGGGGAUGAAGGAUUGCAGAAUACAUUUGAAAGGGAAGUAUACUCAUCUCAGUUUGCAAUAUUAUAUGUAAAAAAAACCUCUCCAGUGUUUGACUACCUCAAUAAUACUUUGAAUGUACAGUCUUGUGGUGAUCCAUGACUUGAAAUAACAGCAGGUUGCUUCUAAAAUUCUUAUGUUGACUUCAGUUUCAUCCUCCAUGUGUGAGACAGCAGCACAGAAUUACUAAUACAUCAAAGGUGUCUACCUUAAAGGCCUUUACACUCAAACACUAGCUAAUAAUUAACACUGGAAUUGUGGGGGGAAAGGGUAAAUUGUCUAGGUAAAACAGCAAACCUUACAUCUUAUUUGUAUUUAAGUCCUGAAACUUAAUUCUUAAAAAGGUCUGCUACAUGCUAUUGG